Molecule: messenger RNA, 390 nt
Organism: Effrenium voratum
Lineage: Eukaryota; Dinophyceae; Suessiales; Symbiodiniaceae
Source: the annotation of a GenBank genome assembly
AUGGAGGAAGCUACGGAGCCGGCGGGAAUCGCACAGCUGAUGCAGGCGCAACGCGUGAUGCAGCGCUACCUGGACAAGACGGUGGUUUGGGUUAGAGUACGAUGGGCGAUUUUUGCAGCCCUGUUGCUGAUGUUUGCCGCCAGAGUCUACCUGAAGCAGGGCUUCUUCGUAGUUUCGUAUGGCCUGGGAAUCUACAUGCUGAACUUGUUCAUCAAUUUUCUGUCGCCAGUGAUGCGCCCAGACUUCCGCGAUCCCUGGCUUGCGGGAUCUCGCUAUUGGAUUCGGCUGUUGAUCCUGAGACCGAAGAUGCUGCUCUGCCCACUUCAUCCACCGAAUAUCGGCCGCGAGCUGAGCCAGGAGUUGCCGCCUCUUUUGAAAAGCCAGGCAUGA